AGUUAAACAAAUCCAGAGAAAGAAGAAGAAGAAGAAGAGAGAGACGCGAGUGUGGAGCGCUGCUCUGUUUUCUUUUUUUUGUUUGUGUUCUAAGAAAACCGGAAACAGAAAAGAAAGCUAAAGACAAAUACAGAGUGUAGAGAGAGAGAGGGGAGAGGGGAUUUGAGCUUUUUGCUGUUCUGUUGGAGUUGAAAACCUUCGUGGCGUUUUGGGUUUUCUUUUUUUCCAAUUUUCUUUCACUCUGCUUUUGUUCACCAUUCGCCAUUAUUGAGCUCCAAUCCUUUUCCAUCUGGGUUUUGGUUUCAGCUUUCAUUUUACCCUUCAGGAGUUCGCCGUAAUUUGGAGCUUCUAGUCGGAAAGUUUGCUCCUUUUCUUCGUCGGGGGUGUGUUAUCUCUGUUUCUUUUGUUUGUUUGGGAAUUUGCUCUGUUUUUUCCCCUUCUCCUUUUCCCCAUUCGUAAUGAAGGUGGAGGACGUAAGCGCCGGCGGAGGCAGCUCUGCUACUUUCGGCCGUGAGUUUUUCCCGUCCGGGUUGCGGGUUCUGGCCGUCGACGACGACCCGGUUUGUCUCCGGCUUAUCGGACAUCUCCUUCGUAGAUGCCAGUAUCAAGUCACGGUGACGAAUCAUGCGCUGGAAGCUCUUAAAAUGCUGAGGGAGAAGAGAAACGAGUUUGACUUGGUGAUUAGCGACGUGAACAUGCCAGACAUGGACGGGUUCAAGCUGCUGGAGCAUGUCGAAUUCGAAAUGGACAUUCCAGUAAUCAUGCUGUCUGCUCACAGUGACAAGGAGCUGGUCUACAAGGGUGUGACUCACGGUGCUGUGGACUACCUGCUGAAGCCGGUUCGAAUCGAGGAGCUGAAGAACAUAUGGCAGCAUGUGGUGAGGAAGAAGAAAACGGGAGGGAAGAGGACCGAUUCGUCGAGCUUGACUAAUAAGGUUGAGAGAGAUGGCAAUGGGGUUGUUGUUGGUGGUGUCGGAUCGAGUGAGAGCUCCGACGCGAAUGGGAGAUCAAGCAGGAAGAGGAAAGAUCAGGAUGAUGAGGAUGGGGAGGAAGAAGAUGAGGAUAGUGAUGGAGGAGGGGAGAAUGAGGAAGGAGGGAACCAGAAGAAGGCUAGGGUUGUGUGGUCUGUUGAUCUGCAUAAGAAGUUUGUUCAUGCUGUUAAUCAGCUGGGAUAUGACAAGGCUGUUCCUAAGAAGAUUCUUGAUCUGAUGAAUGUUGAUGGACUCACAAGGGAGAAUGUAGCUAGUCAUCUUCAGAAAUACAGGCUCUACCUGAGAAGAAUGAGCUGUGAUAAAGCCAUGGGCAUCCCAUAUGGAUCUAAAGAUGGCUCCUCCUACCCCGGCAUAGCCUCAUCGAUCGAUGGAUUCGACGAAUUUCGAAGCUUGACAACACCGGGAAGGCUCUCAACAUACCAACCAGGAGGCUUGCUUGGCCGACUGAACUCUUCAUCUGGUCUAACCUUGAGAGGAAUCGCCUCAUCUGGCUUGCUCCAACCAACCAAUUCCCAAGCUUUGCUGAAUUCUUCCAUCACUACUCUUGGUCAACAAGUUCAGCAGCCAUCACUUCUCUCCACUGCCCAAACUCCAGGCCGAUUUUCGCUUUCUCAAUGCAAGCCAAAUUUUGUACUUGUUCCCAGCAUAGGAGGAGUCACCAGUACUUCUGGAAACUCUAUGCUGCUACCCAAUAGUCAUCACACUAGGGGAACAUUUGGAGCUCAGCCAGCUGCCCUUAGUAUGCCCUCGUUGAAUCGGGAUUCUUUCGAUGUUGGGAUCCAACAUGGACCGUUGUCUCCCAACUUGUUGGACAGCAGCAGAUGUAAUGGAAGCUGGGAAAACGCAAUCCAGCUACCAAAAUUUCCAUCCAAUCCAUUAGGUGAACAGUUUGGUCAUGAGCCCUCAUUGCCUGUGAGGGAUUGUGUGCCUUCUUCCAGCUCUCAGAUUGCGAAUAUCGAUUUCAGUUCUGCUAGCCUUGGACCUCCACCUGCUGCUGCUGAAAUGACAGGUCAAGUUGGGCUCAUUGGCAAUGCGAUUGAGGGCUUUAGCAAUCCUGGCUUGACCAACUCAUUUGGUGGUAUGAACUCCAUGGAUUCAUUAGAUCAGGUGUCAUUUGAUCAUGGUAUGGAUCAAGGGAGAAGCUUUGAUGGUUCUUCUUCUGCCGCUGGGCAAUUGAGUGAUGGUGUUUCACCUUCUGGGUUUGAAGUUGACAAAUCACAGAAUGGAUUCAUUGUGGAUAGUAGUAGCUUUGAUCCUCUUGAUGAUAUGGUGGCUGCAAUGCUCAAAAGGGAGCAGAAUGAAGGUCUGAUCAUCGACGGAGACUUUGGAUUGGACGCGUACCAGAUCGGAUCAUGCAUCUGAGCCUUGGUCAUGGAGCAUAAAAGGGCCUUUUUAGGGGUUUCACUAGGGGACUUAACUGUAUCAUCAUGGGUCUUAGUAAUUUCUAGACUUAUUUUUUAGGUUAUGUUCCUUUUGCUCUCUGCAACUUUGGUUCCUGUUUAGUGGUACUGUUCAGGUGACUGGAGAGCAAAGUUAAUUUCUCUCAGUUGGCAACUUGGGUUUUAAGUUAGGAGCUUUUUAGGGUUAAUCGCAGAUGAUUUAGUUUCUCCAUGUUCAUAAGAUUUGGAAAAUAAUGGAAAUGGCAUUAU
This is a messenger RNA of Linum trigynum, 2641 nucleotides long. The record is from the annotation of a GenBank genome assembly. NCBI's taxonomy places the organism in Eukaryota, Viridiplantae, Streptophyta, Magnoliopsida, Malpighiales, Linaceae.